This is a messenger RNA of Pseudocercospora fijiensis CIRAD86, 153 nucleotides long. RefSeq lists its product as uncharacterized. The record is from RefSeq and is a predicted model, not a curated record. NCBI's taxonomy places the organism in Eukaryota, Fungi, Ascomycota, Dothideomycetes, Mycosphaerellales, Mycosphaerellaceae. The annotation marks the transcript as partial. The transcript has a single exon.
CCGGACGACACAUUGUAUUGUAUAUGCAGAAAAGCCGAGCAUGGCGCCAUGAUCCGAUGCGACAACGAAAAUUGCGACAAGCAGUGCUUUCACUAUCCAUGUGUGGCAUUGACGGCCGAGCCGAAGGGAGAAUGGUUGUGCACCGACUGCAGA